Molecule: messenger RNA, 6538 nt
Organism: Macrosteles quadrilineatus (aster leafhopper)
Lineage: Eukaryota; Metazoa; Arthropoda; Insecta; Hemiptera; Cicadellidae
Product: SUN domain-containing ossification factor
Exons: 15
Coding region: 1-2943 (980 amino acids)
Biological process (GO): protein folding in endoplasmic reticulum
Cellular component (GO): cytoplasm; membrane
Source: RefSeq, a predicted model, not a curated record
AUGUUGUUGUCAGAGAGUGGGCAGGCAGCAGUAGUGUAUACACUGGUAGACUCUGCCACAUCAGAACUACAACAACAGGCAGCUGCGGCCUCAGUGACACCUGACACUUCCAACACUACCUCAGGUCACAUCACAACACCUGUCCCUACUAACUCACAUGUUGUAUACAGGUUGUCAGAGAGUGGGCAGGCAGCAGUAGUGUAUACACUGGUAGACUCUGCCACAUCAGAGCUACAACAACAGGCAGCUGCGGCCUCAGUGACACCUGAACCUUCCAACACUACCUCAGGUCAGGUUGUUACCAUCCCUUUGACUCUCAGUGACGCUCCUUCCCAAAGCAAUGACACACAGUAUAUCGUACGGGCGGAACCUCGACAGGACUCGCAACCACCACCUCAGGCGGGUGAGAAAGACACAGAGGAGGAGAAGGUGGUGGAAGGGGGAGAUGUAAGAGUUGGGGUAACAGAAGAGACCAAUGACACAGUGGCCAUUCCCCCCACCCCUCCACCCCAAGAGGAUAUACCUUCCUUCAGCGAGUGGGCUCAGAAACAACUGGCUGAGGCUGAAAAGAAAAAAGGAGAGAAUGCAACUGGCGGGGGAGGUGGUGGCGGGGGUGUUAAGGUGAGACACAGCAAGAACUACGCUAGUCCCGACUGUGGGGCCAAGGUGGUCGGGUCCAACCCUGAGGCAGUCAGUGCGGGGGCCGUGUUGUCCUCUUCUAGAGAUGAAUACCUCCUCAACACCUGCACUUCCAGGACAUGGUUUAUAGUGGAGAUGUGUGAGGCCAUCCAGCCAAAAAAGGUGGAUAUUGCCAACUUUGAGUUGUUCUCAUCAUCCCCGAAGGAGUUCUCUGUGUACCUGAGUGAUCGUUAUCCCACUCGUGACUGGGCCGUGGCUGGCAGAUUUACAGCUCAGGAUGAGCGUAAUGUCCAGUCGUUCAACCUGUCACACUCGUCUCACUUUGGCAAGUAUGUCAAGGUGGAGGUACAUUCUCACUACGGCCAGGAGCAUUACUGUCCCGUCUCUCUGUUCAGAGUCUACGGCACCAGUGAGAUCGAGGUCUUGGACACUGUAGAUGAGGGUCAUCCUGGUUUACAUGGAGCUAUGGAAGAUGAUGACGAUGUCGAGGUAGUGGGGGAAGGAGGAGAAGGAGGUGCUCCAAAGAAUCUGUUUGGAAGUGCACGAGAUGCGGUGUUGAGUAUAGUGAAGAAGGCUGCAGAGGCAUUGGCCAAGAGUCCAGGCGAGGGGAAGGGCAACAGCACAGUACUGCGAGGUGAUCAGCUGGCAGAACCUUCAGAACCUUGUGUCACUCCCAGCCACAUAGCAGUGUGUGUCAACUGCUCUGACGAAUACUACCACAGGAUGUACGACGUCAUGAGUUGUCGUGUCAGCAUGUUGUCACAACUGCUACAGUCUCCGUUUGUCCGUCGAGCCGUCACCACCAGUGAGUUCUGUGCUGAGAGAGGGCUAGACCUUAGGACUGGAGCCCCCUUUCCCCCCCGUCCUGGUGCCCCCUCCCCCCUGCCUAUACACUACCUGGAGGCUCUGUUACCAUCGGAGACUAUAGCUGCUCUGUGUAACCUACUUGCGGUGGCCCAGAAGAAAGUGGUGUUGAACAUCAGUCGAGAGCACGUUACCGAGCAAGAGGCCAUUUUGGAAACAGACGAACCGACUCCAGCACUUCCAGACUCUACUGUGAGUGUAGUGGACAGUAACAUUAGUGAGGACAUAGCAGGGACAGCUACACGGGUACACACAUCAGCGUCUCACCCCCCUCCCCCUCCCAUCCGGCCGUCACGCACACUCACGGAGACAGAGGCUGAGUUAGCACCCAACACUACAACGCAGGAAAGUAACUCUACCCUGGAGGUGACGGCUACAGUGAUACCUACACCACCUGAGAGUAAUGAGGCAACUGUCAACCCUCCGUCAGACAGAGACAACGGGACACUGGUUGUGGAGACAGUCCCUCUAGACACAGGCUCCCUGGACUCUCUAUUCUCUGAGCUAGAACAGGCUGUUGUUCCCAGCCCCCGGACUCCCCCGGCUCCACAAAAGGAGUCGGUCUUUGUCAGGCUCGCUAAUAGAAUCAAGGCCUUAGAACGCAACAUGUCUCUUAGUGGACAAUAUCUGGAGGAGUUGAGCCGCAGAUACAAACGCCAGGUAGAGGAGCUGCAGCGUGCUGUGGGGGAGGGCCGGCGGAGAAGUGAGGAGAGGGAGGGGGUGCUGAUGGAACAGCUGGCGCAGCAGGCCCAACAGAUGGAAGCACUGACUGGAGCUGUGAAGGAACUGCUGGAAGAGAGAGACAGUUGGCAACACAAGGCCACAGUGAUGGGUCAGCACGGAGUGAUUGUGCUGGUGGAGGUGGUGGUUUUUGCAGUGAUCCUCUACAUCUGUCGCUGGAUACCUGAGGUGGAUGUGUCUCGUCGGAAGUUCAGCAUGCCGUGGCCUCGGGUUGGCAACACUGGCAGUGUGUCUCGCCGCAAGUCUGUGGACCAAGUAUUGCCACAGUCUAGUGUUCCAGCCAAGAAGCGGCGGCCCAGCGAGGAGGCACUCAUCAUUGCAGGGAGCACUCAUCAGGAGCUGCUACUGCCUGAAGCCAAGCGCAAAGUGUCCAAGGGGGAGACGAGGCGACAAAGGCGGAAAAGAAGAAAAGAACUUCUUUUGUUGGAAAACGAAAGGGCUCCCACUGGGUCUACCUCUCUGUUAGACCAGAACGGUGGGGAGAGUGUGGCAGCGUGGUGGGAGACUGAGGAAGUAGCCUCUGUUCCCCCAGUCCCCGCAGUAGUGCUGCCUCCUCCGCAGUAUGUGCAGACUGCAGUGGCACAACGCCAGGACCGCAUAGGCCGCAGCAGCAGCGAGAACAGUGAUAAGGAGAACAAGACAUUCCUCCCUAUCAAGAAACCUGGACCUUUUAAGAAAAUAGUGAAGAAAUUUUUCUGAGUAUUCUAAGUUAUUGUAAAUAGUUACAGUGUCGCUCCUGACUUUUACUGUGUAAAAUGUUAGGAAGAUCAGCUUCUUAGUAAACAUUCCAGUUUUUCAGUUGUGUUUUCUAAGAAAUGAAGUUGGUUUUUGUUCCUCAUUAUUAGUGGAUGCAGAUUGCGAGUUAGUUAGAGACUAUAAAUAAAUUCAUCGGGUAAUUUCUUGUUAUAGAAUUGUUAAGUGUGCCAUAUUUAAGAAAGUUGAAUUGCAAACAAAGGCUGUGAAAUGGUUUUGUAAGCAGGAUAAUUUUUGCUGAAAAGUUGUUAUGUCCAAUUUGGUAGAUAAUUGAUUUGAACAAAGUGAUGUGGAUCUAUGUAAGAUAUUAGGCUGUUAGAGGAAAAUUGUAACUCACGAAGAGUGAGAUUUAAAAUAUGUUUCCUGUUUUGAUAGCGGUGAUUAUUGUCUUGAAAAAUACUGCAUGAUAAAGAUUGCUGAAACAGAUACACAUAUACAAAGGGCCUAUUUUUACCUAUUUUGGUAUAUUUAGGAAUUUGUCUGGUUAGAUUAUUUUACAGUCAGUAACCAAGAUUUCCAACAUUUGCCUGUUUAAUUCUCGUGGUAAUAACAUUACAAUUAUUUAACCCCCCUACAUAUUUAGCCCGUUACAAGUUUAGAAGAGCAUUGUAUUUAGACACGUGAUCACUGGUCUCAAAUCUUUCUCACGAGAACAGUCGUUUCAGUACCGCCCACUUCCUGCCGAUCUAGUCUGGUUAAACGGAUGUGCUGAUAAAAAUUGUCCGGUUAAAGAGAUGUCAUUUCCCUCAGUGUAGUUAAACCGAUGUCCGGUUAAAAGGUGUCCGCAUAAGAGGGAGUCUAAUGUACCUGCUAUACAAAAAUAUCGAAACUAUUUCAUUUUUCUACUAAUACUAUGAUUCGGAAUUAUUUCAGUAAUAAUACACAAAAUAUUAAUAAGAACCAGAGAACUUCGUGGGACCACAGCCUUUCUGUGGAAUCUCUCGUGGGCAUGCAUGUCACUCAGUCAUGGCAUGGGCUCAGGAGGAACACAGGAAAAGAUGGGUUAGGCUUCAGCACCAUAGGGUAAGUAAGCUCACCCUCUUCUCUCCUUCCCAGACGGUCGCCUCCAAUGCCCUACGCUUGGACAGGAGGCGACUCAGACAGAUCACAGGAAUGGUCACUGGACAUGGCUUUCUGAAAUUACACCUGCAUCGCUUGAGGAUCCACAAUGGUGACACUGCGUGUAGGAAAUGUGGGCAAUCAGAGGAGACUGCUGAUCACCUACUCUACGACUGCACAGCUCUGAAUGAGGUAAGGGACAGUACUCUUGGUGUAAUGACAAGGGGCAGACACCUUCCUCAGGAGGAGCUCAUUGACAGGAUGCUUGAGUUCAUUAAGCAACUCAGGUUUGACGGACUCUGAAGUACCAUGUGGGGAGCGCAAAAAGCCCAUCAGUGGCUGACGUGCAAUAGGACAAGGUCCGCCCCUACAGAAUCAAUCAAUCAAUCAAUCAACCGCCCACUUCCUGCCGAUCUAGUCUGGUUAAACGGAUGUGCUGAUAAAAAUUGUCCGGUUAAAGAGAUGUCAUUUCCCUCAGUGUAGUUAAACCGAUGUCCGGUUAAAAGGUGUCCGCAUAAGAGGGAGUCUAAUGUACCUGCUAUACAAAAAUAUCGAAACUAUUUCAUUUUUCUACUAAUACUAUGAUUCGGAAUUAUUUCAGUAAUAAUACACAAAAUAUUAAUAAGAACCAAACUUCUUAUUUAUUAUUCGCAGGAUACGUACAUUAUGGUACCGAUACGAUAGUAGGUACUACACUUUCGGCAACACUGGUCAACAAUCUUUGUGCUUGGCUCCCAUUGGACGGCAAGUUCCGCCCAGGGACCGAGUUAGCGACUUCUGUACAAGGACGGAAUUUGCCAAUCUGGCACUAGAGCGAGUUAGCCAAUUUGAAAGCCGAACAAGUUAGAGAGUUCCUCUCAUCGACCAAAUUUGAGGAUAGGGUGUUUAACAUAGCGCUAACGAGUUCCAGAGUUAGCCAAUUUAAGGGAUAGAAUUCAGCUAGCUCACCCGUGAAAAUUAGUCCAGGGGCUCAUAAAAAAAUUACACAACAUAAACACUGUUAUUUAAUCCUAAACUUUUGGAAAAACAUUUUAAUCAGUCUCAUCCCUUUUUCUUUAUUUAAUUAGUUUUAUAAUAUUUUUUACUAGACAUGACUAAAAUUACACCACUACUAAUUAAAUAAAUAUAUUAAUAAUAAUGAUGUUUAGUGAAUUUUAGUUUGUUUCUUACAGUUGACCACUUGCUCAGGACAGCAUUUCAUUUUAUUUGUACUUACACUUUUAGUUAUGAUUGUUAAGUAUAGUUAUUGUUGUUUAGGUAUGGAUGUAAAUAUUUUGUCCUCUUGGACAUCAAAGAUUACUGAAAACAUCAAGACUGAAACACUCUUCACAUGAAUCAUGUUAAGUAAUUAGUUAUUCAAGGUAGAAAAAAAAUAAAAAUAAGUGAGAGUGUUUUUAGCCAAGGGAAUUUUCACAUCCAAAGAGUAUUUCAUCAAGGUUAUUUUGAUCAAUUAUUACAAUAAAAAACUAAUUACAAAUAACAGUCCUAUAUCACCAGACUACUAGAAUGGAUUCCAGUUUGGUUUCACAAAUAAAACUUGUUUUCCUUAUAAUUUACUCAUAAUUUUGUCAACAUUCAAAUUGUUUGUAUAAUUUAGUCUUACCAGUAUAUCACUGGAAUAAAAAAAAAAUAGUAAAAAUGUUUUUUAUAACUAGGAAAUGUUGUAAGGACUUGGACCUCAGAUGUUAUUGAUAUAUCGCUUUACUAUGAAUAAAUUAUCUUUUACAUAAAUGUUUCUCAACAUUAUACCAGAGGUUUUGUCAAACAAUUCUUUUCAUAUUUUACUACAAACUCAAAUGUUUAUUAUGAAUUUUUAAGUUUGAACUAAUUAAAGUUUUUAAAAUGUUUAGUUUUAUGCUUAAACUUAUAACUUUAAAAUAUUUAUUUUUGUAACUAGUGUGUGAAGUGGCACUUUGAACUCGUGUUACACAUUAUAUUUUUCCUACAUUCACUAUAAAGCAUGAUAUAAAUAAUUAUUAGUCUUUCAAACACUAUUCAACACGUUUUUAGGUUAGGUUAAAUCCAAGCGUUGAACGAAAUAUUAAAAGCUGCACCAGCUGAUUGUAGUUGUAGUAUCUAUAAGUGUUACCAACUUAUUUUCAAGCGUUAACAUAUUACGUGCCUAAUAAAAGUACACUGUUUUUAUGUUGUUUGGUUGGAAUACUGGAGUGCGACAAAAAAAAAGAGUGCAGCAAAAGUAAGUAAAUGCAGCAAUUAGCUACUUUGUAUGCUAUAAUCAGUACAAGGAAACCCACUUUGUCAGGUAACUGUAGGAAAAAAAUAAUAAUCACAAUUGGCAAAAAUUAUAAUCCUGGGACAAAACUCAAACAUUUCAUUUUGAAGUAGCAAGAACAUUGUUAGUGAUAUUAAAGAUGUUGACUCAACCUCUGGAAAAUUGCUAGUCAUGUAUUUUACUGUACAUUUUGAUUAUGUAUUAUUUAUUUAGUUAUAGUUUGAAUAAAUAAAUAUGUAGAAUCUCAAA